GAACUCAAGCCCAUGAGGCCCAGAGAUAGCUCUUCGCUGAGUUCAUCUGUGGGAGAAACGCCGCCACAGGCUCACAGCUGCAGCAACGCGCGGAGUGGAAAUUCCAUAGACUAGCGGCCGUCUCCGCCGUGAACGGCCGGCGCGUGUCCCCCACGGUUCCAUGCCUCAGCUCUUCCAGUAGAGUCGACGAUAGAGAGGGGCGGCUAUGAGUGCUCGGAGCAGCCUAUGGAACACCGCCAAGAAGUGUGUAACGAUCGGAUUGAUAGGCGUCACAGUUAAGGAUCGAUACGUUAGCAUCGCCGCGGUUCGAGGUGGCUCCAUGUCUCCUUCGCUCAAUCCGGUGACGGAUGAGGUUUCUGGCAGUCGAGUAUCGACGUUCGAUGACUAUGUGUUGGUGGAGAAGUUCUGCCUCGGCAGGUACAGGUUUUCGCAUGGCGAUGUGGUGAUCUUCACGUCGCCAACAAAUCACAAGGAGAGGCACAUAAAGCGGAUAAUAGGAUUACCAGGCGACUGGGUCGGGAUUUCCCACAUUGAUGAUGUGAUGAGGGUUCCAGAAGGACAUUGUUGGGUCGAAGGAGAUAAUUUACUUUCUAGCUUGGAUUCAAGGUCCCUGGGCCCGAUUCCUUUGGGUCUGAUUCGUGGAAGAGUAACCCACGUGGUGUGGCCUCCUUCGAGAAUAGGUCGGGUCAAGAGGGAAAUUCGCCAACCCACAGUUCCUUCCUACUAGUCCGACUGGAUGAACUUUUUGAGAAUUUUUUGCGGAUGCCUGGUUGCUUCAUCAAAUACCAUGCUAAUGGACAAUGAGGAACAUACCGAUUGACCAUACCUCAAUAUCACUUGCUGCUGCUGAGAGGUCUUGAAUCCUCGUGUUUCAGUUUGCUCGCUGCCAAUUUUUUGUUUCCAAUCAUUCUUUGUGAUUCUGAAAUGUAACAAUGUAACAUCAGUGGCAUGAAUAGAUAGCGGGUCAAUAAAAGCAAUUCCCGAAAUGUUCUGAAGAUUA
Messenger RNA from Punica granatum (pomegranate), 1000 nucleotides. Lineage: Eukaryota; Viridiplantae; Streptophyta; Magnoliopsida; Myrtales; Lythraceae. The record is from RefSeq and is a predicted model, not a curated record.